AAUGUAAUUACUUAGAAAGAUGCUAUUUUGAACAAAAUAUCAUUGAACAUAGGGCUUCGUUAUAUUAUUCUUUGACAUAAAUUCUGUGUUUUUAUGAGUUCUCGUAGGUUUCCAAGCAAGAUAUAAAUACAACAUUUUUGUGUGCUUUACUACAAUCAAAAAGUAUAUAUAUAUAUAUGUUUUUGUAAUUUUGAAACUGAAAAAUAUUAUGUUUUAUAGAAGCAAACAGAAAAAUGAAAUACAAUUGUCAAUUUUGUGAGCACACUUCAGUUUGUUUUAAGUGGCUUAUUAAACAUAUGUGGGAUUUCCAUUCAUUAUCUCAAAAGUUUGCUGUUGUUUGUGGCGUUUCCAGUUGCAUAAAAAAAUUCAGAAAUGAGAAAAGUUUUCUGAGACAUCUGAAAUUAAAACAUGGAAACUUUUACCUUAAUCAUAUGAAAAGGUAUACAACUGAUUUUCCUGAAGCAGUGGGUACUUCAAAGCAGACUGAAGAUGAUGUAAAUUAUGAGACACUCAUCAAAAAAGAUGCUAAUGAGGUUGAAUUGGAGGAUACCUGUUUUGAUGAUGUAUCUGAAUGUUCACCACUGUCACUUGAUUUCGAUUCAAUCAUUGCUGAUAUACUAGUCGAACUCAGAGAAAGGUAUUAUGUAACUCAAAACGCUGUUUCAUUCAUUUGUGAAAAAGUGUGCAAUAUUCUUUGCAUUGAUAGAGAAGUGCACAAAAAGCAAAUUGUUAAUUCACUAUAUGAUAAUCCUGGACCCUUAAUUCAUGAAGAGACAAAAAUAUUUCUUGAUUGUGAAAGUCCUUUCAAAAAAUCGCUUGAUAGAUUCCGAAAUGGGACAGUCUUGACUAAUUUUGUUGCAAAAAAGCCUGAGUAUGUGGCCCCCAGUGAAGUUUUUCUUGGUUACAGUGACAGUGGUUCAAAAGAAACCAUGCAAUAUGUCCCCAUUUUCGAGACAUUGAAAAGUAUGUUAUGCCAUGAAGAUGUGUUGGGUGAAGUUUUACAGCCGGUGACAGUGGAAUGUCAGAAUGGAAGAUUGAAUCGCUUUUCUGAUGGAUCAUUGCAUCAAGCUAAUUCCCUAUUUUCUCAUAAGCCAAAUGCACUACAAAUAGUCUUAUAUCAUGAUGAUUUCCAAGUUGCCAACCCUCUUGGGAAUAAAACACAUAAAUGUAAAGUUUCAGGAUUUUAUUUUAUAUUGGGAAAUUUAAAACCAGAGCACCGAUCAAGAUUGAAAGACAUUCAGCUAGCUUUGUUGUGUAAUGCAUCGUUAGUAAAAAAAUAUGGAUAUAAGACAGUAUUAAAUCCCUGCAUUGAAGACAUCAAGAAGUUAGAAGAAUUUGGAAUUGAGAUUGAAUUUGAUCAAUCUUUGAUAAAGUUUUUUGGAUCUCUUUCGAUGCUUGUAGCAGAUAACCUUGCUGCCCAUGCUAUUGGCGGAUAUUAUCAGAACUUUUCCACUGUGGAAAGAUUUUGUCGCGUAUGUAAUCGUGUGAAGUCAAGAAUUUGUGAUAUGACUUGCCAUGAUAUUUUGAGAACCAAGGAGGCAUACGAUGCACAAGUACUGGAAGUAGAAAAAAAUCCAGAACUGACAAAAUUGUAUGGUAUCAAGGAAAGGUCAGUUCUGAACCAGUUAAAAUAUUUUCAUAUAACUACUGGUUGUCCUGGAGAUAUUGCACAUGAUAUUUUUGAGGGUUUUGCUGUGGAUUUUGUUUCAAUGCUGGUUGUUAUUUUUUUGAAAGAUAAAUUGUUAACAAUACCACACAUCAACAAAAAGAUAAAUGAAUUUCCAUAUGCAGAUCGACCUUUAACCCAAUUAAGAUUUAAACAAACAGCAUGUGAAAUGUGGAACUUGCUUCGCUUGUUUCCAUUAAUGAUUGGCAAUGAUAUAGAUCAUGAUAAUGCUGCAUGGAUGUGCUUCAUUCAUUUUCUAGAUAUAGUUGAAAGGCUGUGUGCACCAUCUUUUAAUGAGGAAGAGUUAUGUAAACUUGAGGAAGAAAUCAAAUUUUUUUUCGAAACAUUUCUUACAAUAUUUCCAGAUGACUCAAUCAAACCUAAAGCACAUUUUAUCACUCACUAUCCAAUGAAUAUUCGUCUAUUUGGUCCUCUUGUGAAGACGUUGCGGUUCGAAUCAAAGAAUGGCUACUUGAAGUCUUGUGUAGCUGCAUCACGAAAUACAAUAAAUUUAUGCAAAUCUAUGGCUGUACACCACCAAAUGCUGAUGUAUUUAGAACAUAAAGAAGAUUUUUAUUUUUCAUCAGCUAUAGAAGUCGUUGGAUUAAAGGAAGUUCUGGUGUCCUCGUUACCAGAGAAGUUUUUUGAUUUAAUAAAUAAAAAGUGUUCGAUUUUUGGUGAGUCUAUCAGUGAGGCGCGUGGCGUUACUCAUCAGGGCCAAAAAUACUACAGUGGAGAUGCUGUAGUUUUAUCAUGUUUUGCUGGCAAGGUCGAAUUUGGUGAGAUUAUAUCUGUUUUUAUUGUACAUGAUAUACCCUAUCUUAUGUGCAACAAGUUGGAAGUAUUAUCUUUUGCUAAACAUGUCAAUUCAUUUUCCAUGAAAAGAAUUCCUGAUGUGUAUGCGUUAGUCAGGGUUGAUGAUUUUCAUGAUUACCACCCUCUGGGUAUUUAUCAUUUGGAGGAAAUGUUUAUGCCUCCUCAUCACUACAUUCUAUGCACCAAAUAG
This is a messenger RNA of Hydractinia symbiolongicarpus, 2672 nucleotides long. RefSeq lists its product as uncharacterized. The transcript has a single exon. Bases 234 to 2672 code for a protein of 812 amino acids. Lineage: Eukaryota; Metazoa; Cnidaria; Hydrozoa; Anthoathecata; Hydractiniidae. The record is from RefSeq and is a predicted model, not a curated record.